CGUUCUACUUUAAAUAUUUUCAAAGCUUCUGAGAAAGAAGAAGAAUGUGGAGAACAGUUAGAAUGGUUUUUCUCUUCUCUUGGCUAUCAGAUGCUAGCAUGAAACAGAUCUGUACAUAUCAUGAUGUGGUCGAGUACCUGAACAUCUCCUCCAAGAAGGAACUCCUUUUAUAUUCUAUACCAAAGAAGAAUUGGGAAGAGACUUUGGAAGUUGGCCUUGAUUUCACUCUCAUCUCCAUUCUGUCGGUGGUCUGGAAAGAUGAAUUUAUCAGUUGGAACCCUUUGGACUUCUGUAACAUUACCAGUAUCACUCUUCCUGUGAACCUUUUUUGGACUCCUCACAUUUUCAUAGAUGAACAGUAUCUUUUCUAUUUUCUUUACCUUUUAAAUACGUUUUAAAACUUCAUUUUUAGAGAAAAUUCACAGUAAUACAGUAUUACAAUACUAACAGUAUUGACU
Messenger RNA from Crotalus tigris (Tiger rattlesnake), 458 nucleotides. RefSeq names its product 5-hydroxytryptamine receptor 3A-like. The record is from RefSeq and is a predicted model, not a curated record. The coding region runs from base 45 to 398 and encodes 117 amino acids. Gene Ontology annotation, biological process: monoatomic ion transport. Gene Ontology annotation, cellular component: membrane. Lineage: Eukaryota; Metazoa; Chordata; Lepidosauria; Squamata; Viperidae. The transcript is spliced from 3 exons. Gene Ontology annotation, molecular function: extracellular ligand-gated monoatomic ion channel activity.